Molecule: messenger RNA, 5742 nt
Organism: Bubalus bubalis (water buffalo)
Lineage: Eukaryota; Metazoa; Chordata; Mammalia; Artiodactyla; Bovidae
Gene: CCDC57
Product: coiled-coil domain containing 57
Exons: 16
Coding region: 67-2511 (814 amino acids)
Source: RefSeq, a predicted model, not a curated record
CCGGCCGGCGGAACCCAAACGCUGGACCGAGAGCGCCCGGACGGCGGCUGACAGACUCAGGUUACCAUGGCAUCGCGGAGGGACAAAAGGCUGCUAGGGGCCAGCGUUCCAGCAGUUGCUGACAUGAUGCCCCCACCCUCAGAGCAGGACCUGAACGCCCUGCUGGCUCGCAAGGAGGAGGAGUGGCGAGCGCUGCAGGCCCAGCGCACCCAAAUGCAGGAGGCGGCCCUGCAGGACACACAGCGCCGACUGGAGGAGGCUCAGGGGAAGCUGCGGCGCCUGCGGGAGGACUUCAUCUACAACCUGCAGGUGCUAGAGGAGCGCGACAGGGAGCUGGAGCGCUACGACGCCGCAUUUGCCCAGGCCCGAGGGCUGGAGGAGGCCAGGCAGGCCGAGGUGAGCGAGCUCAAGAUCGAGGUAGCCAAGCUGAAGCAGGCGCUGGCCAGCGAGGCCCAGCGGCUGGAGGACCUGCAGCAGCAGUACCAGCAGAGGCUGCAGGAACACCGCCUGGAGCUGGAGCGGGUCCACAGUGACAGGAACAAUGAGCUGGAUCAGCAGCGGGAGCAGUAUGGGAACCUGAAGUGGAAGCUGGAGAGGAGGCUCAAGGAGCUGGACGGCGAACUUGGCCUGCAGCGGCAGGAGCUGCUCCAGGAGUUUGAGUCUGAAAUGCAGAAGCGGGAGCACGAGUUCCGCCUGCGGGCCGAUAGCAUGAGCAGUGUUGUCCUGGCGCACGAACUCAAGAUUAAACUGCUGAACAAAGAGCUUGCGGCCCUGAGAGAGGCCGGGGCGAAGGCUGCGGAGUCCCUGCAGGGUGCCGAGGUGGCGAAUGCGGAGCUGGAAGACAGGCUGCAGCGAAGAGACUGGGAGCUCCGAGACCUGGUGGCCGUGAAGGACGCCCGGAUAAAAGACUUAGAGGGUAAACUUCACUCUGUGCAGCUCACCAGGAAAAAAGAAGAGGAGACUUUUCGGAGGAAGCAUGAGGAGCUGGACCAUCUGGCCAGGGAAAGGGACGCUGUGCUGAUGGCAGCAAAGAGCGCUCACGUGGAGCAGCUGCAGGCAGCGGAGGCCAGGGCCCUGGAGCUGCAGGCGCGUUGUGAGAACCUCGAAGUACAGCUCCGCAGGGCCGAGUGGAAGCAGGUGGAUGCCACCAAGGAGAAGGACGCCGCCAUUGACAAACUUCGGAAAGAUGCAUCAGCUCUCAAGUCUAGCUGGGAUGCCCAGAUUGCUCAGCUAUCUAAGGAGAUGAUCUCCAAAGACCUUCAGGUUCAGUCACUGCAGGAAGAGGAGAUGAAGCUGAAGGCACAGCUGACCAGAUGCCAGCAGGAUAUUGGAAGGUACAAACAGCAGCUGUCUCUAGCAGUAGAGAGGGAGCGGAGCCUGGAGCGUGACAAGGUGCAGCUAGAGCUGGACUGGCAGCGCCGCUGCGAAGGUGUCGAGCGGGAGCAGUACCAGCAGGCCGAGGACUUGAUUCAGGGCCUGACAGCAGCCAGAGACCAGGUUGUUGCCAAGCUCCAGGAGACGGAGCGACGACUGUGUGACCGAGAGGUGGUGCUGAAGGCUGUGACCCGAGAGAGAGACCAGGCCCUGCAGGCUCUGCGGACACGUGGGCUGCUCCCUGAGGAGGAGGCUCAGAGGCCUCUAAGCUAUCAAGGAGAAGAAAUCAAUAAAAGUUUUCCAUCUAGUGAGAUCCAGCAGCUAAAAGAGCAGAACACAAAUUUGCGAAAUGUUAUUGCACAAAUGAGGAAAGAAAUGGAAGCUCUAAGUGACCAAAUUCUUCCUUCUGCCCGGUUAGGAGGGGAGACCUCACAAACAAACCAGCCUGACCCAAAGGCAGCAGCAGAUUCUGCGGUUCCUGGUUACGUUCUGGCCCUUGAAGCAGAAAUGCAAAAUCUAAAGCAUAAAUUUAAAACACUGGAGGAACAACUAGAUGUGUUAGAUCCUUCGAAGGCAUCCUUGUCCUGUGCUUGCGCUCAACCCAGUGUCCUGGCCUCCACAGAUACCACCGGAGGAGCUGUGCCAGUCGAUAGAGCGUCCAUGGGACUGGCACUCAGAAGGCUUGGGGACAGAGCGCAUCUCCUGAGCUUCCUGGUGGCACGACUGAGACAGAAGGUGCUGCAGGAACCCCUGGACGUGGAUACCAUCCAGCGAGAGCUUCCCCACGAGCUGGACCAGGUGCACCUGGAGGCUCUGCAGCUGCAGAAGCAGGUGGCUGAGCUGGAGAAGCAUCUCGGGUCAGCUCGGAAGGAAAGUGGGGGCGCUGCCAGCAGGCAGCAACCAAAGGCCUCAGAUACUGCAGCUGUUGGAGGAGAGGUUCCUGCAGACGGGGGACCCGCGGGGACAGAGGACCAUGGGACGCAGCCCCUGCAGGUCCUGUCUGUGCCCCGACUCCAGAGGAAGCUCAAGGAGGCUGCCAGGAAGAUCCUGCGGCUCCGCCUGGAGAAGGAGCAGCUCCUGGAGCUGGGAAACCGGCUGCGAGCAGAGCUGGGGCACCUCACUGCUCACCUACUUUAGGAGCAAGGUCCCUGACUUGCAUUUCCUGUUGGAGGCAGAGUGCCCCAGUGUGGCUGUAAAGAGCUCAGAGCAACAGGGUAUCCACAAAAUGCUUCUGUCGGCUAACAAGAGCCCCGGCUUCCCUCCGAGGUCCUUCUCACCCCCAACCACUGCAGUGUCCAAAAAGCACUUCCCACUGAAGGGGAGGAGACGGAACAGAACAUCCACCCUGGUCUCUCCCCAGCACAUACCUGCAUGAACGAGAAUAGUUGUUUUGAAUACAUUAAUAUUUAGCCUUAAUAUGUUGACUCCUGAAAUUACCAAGUGAUUGAAAGUGGGACUCGGGAGCACAAAGGGGACUGCGGAACUGAAGGGAGAGGGUGUGGGAGACCCUGGAAAAUCUAAGGAGGAACAGACAAGUCACUUGUGUUUUCAGCAGACAUCUUUUUGAGUGGCUGCUAUGUGCCAGGCGCCCGAGACACAGAGGUCAACCAAACCGUCCGUGUAAAAUGAUCCCCAGUUGUACUUGGAGACCGCUGUACACAUCCACCUUUUGUGGGCAGGGGACCUGGGCGAGACUUCCCUCAGAGGCUUUGUCCUUCUAAGAACCCACCCCUGAAAGAAGAAGGGUGAGCAGCGCUCAGAGUAUUUCUAGAUGUCAUCAGUGUGCGAGCAGCAACUGUGGGCAUCUUUCACGGGAGCUGGCUCCUUCCCUUGGGACCCGUUUGACAAAGCCCUCCUUCCGUUCAGUCCUCCUUCUGUUCCACAAGUUGAAGGGGAAGGUUUGGCUUUGCUUGUUCCUUAGGGGCACUUCUGGGCCAUCUUCUGCCAAGUUCACUAAAAACCCUGUUUUUACUUUUAAGGGUCAUGCCGUGUAUGUGCUUCUUGUCCCACACGCCUGUCGUUUCAUGGCCUUCAUUCACUUACAGCUCCAUUUCUUAAUUCCACUGCAUUCCCUCCCACAUCUGAACCUUGCUUCUCCUUGACCUUGGCCUCUGUUCCAAGCCCUGCCACUGCUCAGUUGCCUUCCCAGCCCCCAAGGGUUCCAGAGGGAGGCACAGCCAUGCCUCCCUCCCCCUCUGACCUUUUAUUCCAGUGAACCUGUCUUUCCCCUCAUGGUGAAUUCCUAGUCUAAUCAGCUGGCCUCACAGCCACCAAGUAUGUGAGUGAGUCAUCCACCUACCUCUCUAUCCAGCAUCCACUCACUGACACACUCACACAUCUCUCAACCCAUCUACCCCGCAUCCAUCCAUCUGGCCAUCCAUCCAACAAAGGAGCAGAUCCUCCAUUGCCGGGCCUGCCCUCCUGUGCCUCCCAGUGUCAGAGAAAGCUACACGUUCCUCGUGGCCAAGUUUGCAGCCUUCUCUGAAAGUUAGAGAGACCUCAGCAGUAGAGCCUUCCAUGCCUGGUGUUUUCAUUAGUGGUAGACUUUUAGUAAUAUCUUCUGUUUUUCUUCUCUGGUGAUCUGUCUGUAUGGAUUUUCUGCCUCUUCUUGGAUCAAUUCUGGACAUGUGCAUUUUGCUGGCAAUCUCUCCAAAGUCCCUAGUCUUUCAAGUACUACCAUAGAGCAGCACAUAGUGGCCUGUAACUGUUUUCGUCUGCAUCUCUGGUUAUCACUCUUUCAUUUCCUAAGACUUCAGUAUGUGCAGGGAUAUGGGAUUCUGCUCCAACUGCCCUUCCCCCGUUGGCCGUGCACACACUGGCUCAGUUCACCUUUGCAUGAGGAAGGCUUCCCUAAAUAAUGGUAAAAAAAAAAAAGUCUAAAACCACCUAGAGGUGGGAAAGGCAAAAAUCAACAGAGUUGAUGUCGUCACAUCCUAAAACAUCUGUAAGGAAAAGACAUCAUACACAAAGAUAAAAGACAAAUAACAGAUGGGAGAAAUAUUUGCAGCAUACCUGACAGAUAAAAAAGAAUCAGUACCCAACAUGGGCAUUCACUGAUGACAGGCAAAGUGCCGGACGGAGCGUCCAGGAGGAAUCCCCAGAUGUGACAAGGGUGUGGAUGCCACUUGCCUCUGCAGGAGUCUGAAGAGGGCAAGUAAGUCAGCGUUGAGUUCACGCCCAGACUAAAAAGUCCCAUCUCAGGAGCUGUCAUUGGUGAAGCCUCUCUAAGGGCAGUUUGCCUGCAUCUCACAACUUUUUAAAUUAUCAUACCCAUUGAAUACGCAAAUCUUCCCCUAGAGAUCUUUUAAAAAUAUUUUCUCACAAAUCUGAAAAAGAUGCAUAUGUAAGGCUGUUUGGCAGUGUUUUUUGUUACAGUAAGAAAGCAAUUAGGAAGGUCUAGGGGUCCAUCUUUGGGACAUUGGAAUCGGACCGUGGAUGCUACUUUAACCCUCAAGGGCAUGUGGGGUGGACUUCCCUGCUGGUCUCGUCCCCCUGCCGAUAUGGGGGGCAUGGAUUCAAUCCCUGGUCCGGGAAGACUUCACAUGCCACGAGGCAUCUAAGCCCCUGCCACACAGCUCUUGAACCCACACUCUGGAGCCCAUGAACUGCAACUUCUGAGCCCAUACACCGUAACUGCUGAAGCCCGUGCAUCCUAGAGCCUGUGUGCGCAACAAGAGAACCACUGCAGUAAGCCUGCACCUUGCAAAAAGAGAAAGUCCACUCACAGCUACCAAGACCCAGCACAGCCAAAAAUAAGUAAGCACAUUUUUAAAAAGAGAGCGUGUGGGCCGCUUGCAUGCCCACGGGUCUCCUGCAUCCCCAUCAGGCACCAUCUCUGCACAGCACUUCUCAAACAAGAGAGACAGCCCGUUUUCCCCCUUCAGCUCCAGUCCACUGUGGAUAAUUAUUUUGUCAGGUACAAUAAAAUGUGGCCUUUCCAAACGACUUCAAAACUCCUCACUUUGUGUUGUUUCCUCGUGGGCUUGGACACUCUUUGGACCAGGCUCAGCAUGCUGACUACAUGAUGUGUGUGCCAGCCCAGACACGUCAGCCUAUGAGAAGAGCAGCCCGCAGAACAGUGUGCUCUGAGGCCCAAGUGAACAUACACAGAGCAUGUGCACGCAUGCACACAGAGGGCAGGCUGGCAGGAAGCACCUCCAUCCUAACACUUUGAGGAGGACAGUAGAUGAGAGGAGAGGGGUGAGCGGUUUGCUCUGUGAACUUGUGCAUAAUGGUGGUUUGUAAAGAAUGCCCAGCACAGGGCUUCCCUGGUGGUCCAAUGGUUAAGAAUCCGCCUUGCAAGGUUUGAUCCCAGUCUGGGAGGAUCCCACAUUCCCCGGGGCAACUAAGCCCAUGUACCGCAACUUC